Messenger RNA from Penaeus vannamei (Pacific white shrimp), 1529 nucleotides. The record is from RefSeq and is a predicted model, not a curated record. Lineage: Eukaryota; Metazoa; Arthropoda; Malacostraca; Decapoda; Penaeidae.
GCCGCCCAAGAACGAGCUCAUCCUCCAGGACUUCGAGAUGACGGGCGCCGUGACGCGAGAGAGGAGGAGGAGGACAUCGACGUCACAGGAGCCGCCAGCCCUCUCGUGGGCGGCAUGUCAGACUCCGAGGCCGAAGAGCAGCCGGAGAAGGAGGAGAAGGAAGGCGACGCCAAGAAGAGCGAGGAGGAGGCCCAGGACGGGGAGAAGAAGAAGCACGAGAAGCCCCACUACAGCUACAACGCCCUCAUCAUGAUGGCCAUCCGCUCCUCGCCCGAGAAGCGCCUCACCCUCAGCGGCAUCUACGAGUUCAUCAUGAAGAACUUCCCGUACUACCGCGAGAACAAGCAGGGCUGGCAGAACUCCAUCCGCCACAACCUCAGCCUCAACAAGUGCUUCGUCAAGGUGCCGCGCCACUACGACGACCCCGGCAAGGGCAACUACUGGAUGCUGGACCCUUCUGCCGAAGAGGUGUUCAUCGGAAGCACGACGGGCAAGCUGCGUCGCCGCUCCACCGCCGCCUCCAGGAACCGCCUCGCCGCCUUCAAGCAGUCGCUGCUCGGCCGCUUCGGCUGCUACUCGCCCCUGGGCCUGGCGCCCUACGCGGCAGCCGCGGCGGCGGCCGGCCUCGGGGGCCCCUGGCCUCCCUGCCCGGGGCGCUCUCCGGCGGCCUGGCCUCCGCCCCCCUCUACCAGCAGGCGUCGGCUGCGGCGGCCGCGGCGGCGCUCUACCGCGGCUACCCCGCCUCCUACUACCCCGGGAUGCUUCCGGGGGGCCCCGUGCCGCCCGCAGGACCCAGCCCGCCCUCAGGCCUGCCCAAGCCGACCGCCCUGAGCCCCGCCGCCGUCCAGCAGUCGCCGCCCGCCGUCCAGCAAAGUCCCGCCUCCUUCAGCGUGGACCACCUGCUCUCUGACACGCCGCCCUCCACGCCCCCCCGGGCCCUCCUCAUGGGCCUGGGCGGCAUCUCCUCCCCCGUCCACUACGACGCCUACAGGAACUCGCUCCUGGCCCAGAUGGGCGAGGCCGGGCGCCGCCACGGCAUCCACCGCCCCGUCACCGUCGUGGGCGGCCGCCCCAGCUAACUCUGCCCCCAUCCCCACGCCCACACCCUCAUCCUUGCGCGGGCGGGCAAGUCAGCCCACUGGCCGCCUCCGCUGCCACGUCGCGCCGCCCGCGAGAAUCCGCCCAUCGUAUGACCUCCCCUUCCCGCCCACGCCCGCAUCCUCGCACUGCCGUCGCCUCCUGCUCCGCCCGGACUCCAAUGCCCUCAAUCAGCUGAAACCCCGACGGACAUUCUCGAAUCGGCUCGUCUAGCUCAGCGCCCUUCGCCCUCGAGAGACCACGCCCCUCGCCCUCGAGAGACCACGCCGCCUCGCCCUCGAGAGACCACGCCCCUCGCCCGUUCCCGACACCGAAGGAGGGAGAGGGAGAUUCGAGAGAAAAAAGAAAAAGAGACAGAAGGGAAGACGGUUGUUUUUCUUCUUCGUUUUUCAAGAGUUUAAAAAAAAAACAAGAACGCGAAGAGAUGUCAC